Toxoplasma gondii ME49 is the source of this 4813-nucleotide messenger RNA. RefSeq names its product kelch repeat-containing protein. Gene Ontology annotation, biological process: tRNA methylation. The record is from RefSeq and is a predicted model, not a curated record. Gene Ontology annotation, cellular component: cytoplasm. NCBI's taxonomy places the organism in Eukaryota, Apicomplexa, Conoidasida, Eucoccidiorida, Sarcocystidae. Bases 213 to 4724 code for a protein of 1503 amino acids. Gene Ontology annotation, molecular function: protein binding; tRNA methyltransferase activity. The transcript has 14 exons.
AUUUGGGAUAGGAUGGACUUCCGGUGGAAUUUGAGCACAGAAAAAAAUGCAAGGUCUGCGUGCAUUUAUUCCGGGAGCAUGCGGCCACAACUUGCCAAAUUAUCGGCAUGAGGGGUCCUUUACUAGAUGCUAGGAACUUACUGGACAUCUGAACUUUGCUACUCUGUCUUGGCUGGCAUUUCUAACGGGCCAUCUGUGCCUUCAGUGGAAAAAUGGCGGGGGACACGAUGGCGUCAUUCUUGCGCAGGAAAAAGCAGAUCUUGUCCGGUCUCGAUUUCGAUGGCAGCAUGUCCGGUACCGAGGGAGUCACUGGCCCCGGGAGGUCGCAGAAGUUUGAUGAGACAGAACACCCUUCUGUUGCUGACUCACGCGAGCCGGCAUUACUUCAGAGCAAAGACAAGGGGGAGUCUGAAUCCCUGGUCUUUCCCCCCAGACUGGACAAGUCCCUGAAGGGCUCCGUUGACCGUGAUCUGCUGCGGAUUUGUUCCAUUAUCAACACCAAUCCGAGUUACGUCACUACCAGCUGUUGCAGCGGGAGGAUCAGCGUCUUUCAAAAUGGACCAAAGAGUCCCGAAGGGAAUUCAAAGAAGGGCGGGAAGCUCAUCUAUGCAAGUCACUCGCCGAUUGAACAAGCUGAAGUGGCUGUGAUCGUACAGCGACUUCGUAGCGACGAGAGCCAUUAUCAGAGCAAAGUAAAACACGAUGCGACGCGUCGCCCUCUAAAUGGUGAAGACGCCGAGGGAGGGAGCUCUCCAUUUCCUGACCACCGAGACCAGCCAGCUCCUGAGGCACUGAAAUAUCCCAGGCACGACACAUUCAAGGUUGCACGUCACUCUGGAAAACCGACUGUUGAUCUCAAAGUUGAGCCAUUCGUGAUGCACGUUGAAUGCGCGGAUCUCGAGAGCGCGAGGGCGCUGCUCACAGCGGCAGUGACAUGUGGCCUCAAGCACUCCGGCAUGAGCGUAGCUGGUCCAAAACGAUACAUUGUGGCUGUGCGGGGAAGUCAGAGACUGGAGGCACCUUUAGGAACUUGCACAACUAAUGCUGUCGCACUUCCGAGUCAGACAGACCUUGGAUCCGAGAAAAGAACUUCCAGAUGCGAGCUGCUGGUGUCGUUGGACUACUUGAACUUCAUGAUUGAUAUGUGUAAUGACAAGAUGAGUCUGAAUCUGAUGCAGAUCCGUAGGUUCGAGGCAAAACUGGAGGAAUCUUUUCGAGCUGUCCCUGCGAUUCAAGGUUCAGGACGAGACCUAAAGGAAGAUUUGCAGGCCGUAAAGCAUUUCAAGAACCGCAUCCGGAAAAGCCGUCCUACGCUCAGGAGCGACUCUGGAGAGCACCGUGCCUCAUCUAAAGCGCGCAGACGUGAAAGCCAGUUUCAUCCACCACAGAGGUCACAUCCUUCUUCCACUGCUCUUCCAAAUUCCGAACAGCGAUCAGCGUCGGAGGAGGUUCAGAAGUACCCGGUUCUGCCGCAUUACAUCUUGGAUUCCAAGAAUUUGGACGACCGACGGCGACUAGACUUAUGGAGCUGUGCAUGUGCGCUUGAGUAUCCUUUUUUGUGCGUCUACGGCGGGUUCGCUCGGAGCAAGCGAACGGACUGUUUAUUGGUGUACAACUUAGAGACUUCGUCAUGGGAAACGAAGCAAGCACCCGCUGCUCCUGAAGGCCCAGGCGCCCGGGUGUCGGCGUCGCUCCUUGCUCUCGGCCACGGAUACACCUUACUCCUCUUCGGUCGUAGAGGCCCCUCAGAACCGUGUUCCGACGCUUGGCUGCUGGACACGAGAACAUGGUCCUGGCUGCCUGCCCGGCCUACCUGCCAAGCCCAGAAGCUUCCCGCGACCGGCAGUUCAAGAUUGCGUCCCGAGGCUGGAUUGGAGAAACGCGCGCCACCCACAGAAGGGAAAACGACAUCUGACGAGCGGAAUCGCUGCGAGGUUUCACCGAAUGGACAAAUUAAUCCACUUGUCGAAGAGGAUGUCGCUCCGUCCGAUCACCCCGCAGGCCGCUGGAGACACGCAGCCUGUGUGCGACAAAGUGCUUGGACGAGGACGGAACGCGGGGCGCGUGGACUGGCGGAAGUGUGGAUCAUGGGGGGCGUCAACGGGGCACAGUCCGUCAGCGAUUCUGUUCUUAUCGAUUUGUGGCGCUUGACACUCCACAUAACCGAGGUUGAAGAGCCCAGCAGGCUGGUGGAGUGUCAGAGCUUGUGGACCAGGACCAUUGGACAAGGCGAUUGCCCACCACCGCUGCAUUCUUUUGCCAUGGUUGCGUCAUCCACACACUUGUUUCUCUUCGGGGGUCUUCGCGGCGAUGGAAUCAACGAAGCGCCGAUCCCUCUGGAGGAGGUCUACACAUUCCACAUCGAUUCUGGUGUUUGGCGACGGCAGCGCCCCCGGUGCGCUGUGUCUAUCAGUGGCGAACAGAGCACGUCGAUGGAUCCUCUUCACAAUCUCUGCGACAACGGAAAUCGAUUGGCGCCGUCACCGCGGUUUUCGCACAUCGCCCUUCCGGUGAACAGCACACAAAUCAAGCAUCUCAACAAUGCCGGAAACGCUGACUCGUGCCCUCCAGCUACACACGCACUUGUCGUUGGCGGCUGCGAUGGAUCGCAGCCUCUUGGUGACGUCUGGAGUCUUGAGCUCGAUUCUCUCGAAUGGAGGUUCGUCGGGAUGCUGCCAAACUCGAAUCGCUCGUGGAGAUGUCGAGUUGGCGGAGCGUUUUCGCCUGCUAGCGCUGAACUCUUCCUCGUUGGCGGCGGCGGAAUUUGCUUCACUUUUGGUUCCCAUGCAGACCCGGCAAUUGCAGUGAAUUUGCUACCUUUUUUCUGUGAAACUGAAGAAACAGUGUUGGAAACCCCGGCGGCCCUGCUGAUGCCCAGACUGGAGCCUGGUGCUGCCGGCAAGCCGAACGCGUCCAUGUCGCCUGCAGCAGAGAGUGAAGCGAGGCUGCCAAGAGGACCCGACCAAGAGACAGUAAAAGGGCAAGGGACAGAUGACAGAGAGAAUGGACUUUCCAGUCAAUCUUCGGACACCUGGCUUGUCGUUCGGAAUCAGAAUGAUGUGAAAUGGAUCAAGACGGUCCUUGAAGAACAGUUCAUCUACGACAAAGGCAGAAAGAUCUCCUCAGUUCCUGGGACUGCCGUAUCCCAGCUGGCGAGCAAACUGGACCUUCGCCAGCCCUGCGAUUCCGGGGUUCCGGAAGCAUGCCUUCAAAGGACUGCCGCCUUGACGAUGAUACCUGUUUUCCGAACCUUUGAGAUUGGCGCGGUACUCAAUAAGAGACACUCUGUCUCCGUCUCUGGCAUGACCACCGAAGACGAGUUGAGUUCAAAGCUUUGUUUUUACACCUACAGCGGAGAAGAGACGAAGAAACAGCGGGUGUUCUCUCUUGAUGUAGCCAUCGCGGAGAGCCUUCUAGAGGCAGCUCAGGAGCUGUCCGCGAGCACGGUUUUUCUCGAGAGGUGCUCCGACUUGCGAGCGUCACUGCUCAAAAGCAGCAACAAACGCAGGAAACCGUCUGAGACACUGGAGCCAAGUCGGUUGAAGUUGCCCACUCUUCCUCGUAAAUUCGAACGUCUCGGAAACGCUGUUCUUCUGCCAGCUGGCAGCCUCCAAGGCCUCAGCGCCUUUCUCGCUGAGGGAGAGACUCAUGUUGAUGGGAGGAGACUCGAGCCAUCAGUGUGGAAGCAUUUGGCGAAGAGACUGAAGGCGGAGACGAUUGGCGUGCAAGCGCCGAUCUCAGGGCCGAAGCGGCAAAGCCAAGUUCAGAUCAUCUACGGUGCCAGUGGCCUCGUCAACCACCAAGAGAACGGAGUGGUUUACCAUUUUGACGUGACGAAAUGUAUGUUUGCCUCGGGCAACGGGACGGAACGGGCGCGAUUUGUAAAUCUCAUCAGAGCAAGCAAUUCAGCUGAGCCGGAGACCGUGGUGGACCUGUUCUGCGGAAUUGGCUACUUUUCCCUUGCCGCUCUCACCUGCGCGGGUGCAGACAAACUGAAGCAUCUUUAUGCUUGCGACUGGAAUCAGGAUGCCCUCCAAUUCUUCGAAGCGGCCCUUGCUCUGAAUCACGUUGAUCCAAGACGGGUCACACUGAAUCUCUGUGACAGCUUCCAGACGCCCGGGCAAAGCUACGGUGAGUGCCACAGCGCGUCGACGCACGCGGAUGAAAGAGCUUUGGGACCUGCCCCUGCGUUUUUGGUGGGCAAGGCAGAUCGUGUGUCUCUUGGUCUUAUUCCCUCGAGCGAGCAAGCGUGGAGCACCGCCCUAGCGGUAGUCAACAGAGAACGAGGCGCUAUGCUGCAUGUACAUGGCAUAGGCCCAAUGGAAUUUGUUGAAAAGCCAGCGCAUUCUUUGCGGGUCUCAUGCGAGGCCGGCAGGUGGAACCUGAUUUCCGAACCAGGGGUGUGUGCCACCGAGUGCGAUUGUAAAGUGUCAGCGUCGAGCCACUUCAGAUCUUCUGAGACAGCGUAUGCUACCAUUCGUGGACAGAAGCUGUACCUCGGAAGGGAUAUUGGACGAGACCUUAAGUUUGCACAACACGUCCUACGCCGUUUGGCAGGUUUAGCAGUGGCCGAUUUCCCUAGUUUAUUUGGCAGUCACAGUGACUGCACGUGGGUAUUCAGUCUGUGCCAUGUGGAACGCGUCAAGUCGUACUCCCCGAAACAGUAUCACUUUGUCGUUGACGUGUCUUGCCGACCAGAGUCUGUGUUGGACGGCUCAUCGUGACCUCAUAGUCAGUGAAAUGUUUUGGGCGUUGCAGCUAGUAUUUUGACCACGCUGCACCAUCGUACUAAAUAAGAUGUCAAUGUCGCGGA